CUGAAAGGAAACGUACCAUUCAAUGUUUUCUGUGGUUGGACUGUUUUCUUAGUAUUUUUUUAUUUGAUUCCAAUUUGUCCACAGCAACCGUGUUCCCAUUCAGUUUUUAAUAGUGAAUUGAUAGAGAAAAUUACGGAAAUGUUUAUUACGCAAAAUAACAUUCUAUCUGCGAUCCUAAAGAACGCGAGAAAUAAGAGUCAAUAAUCGGAAGUAUUAACUUGCUCGGAUCUAAAAUAUUUUGUAUGAAUAAGUUCGGGCAUUCAUACCACGUAGUGUCGCAAUCGUAUUAAAAAUGUGUAAUAAAAUUGUGCGGUUAUUAACUGUAAACAAGAGUGUUAAAUGUUAAACAUGACGUCCCCGUUAAAACCUUGGGAAGCACCAAACGCGUUGCAGAAUUCCACACAGUUUAUCAGGGCGCAAAAUUCUGGCACCCCAUUAGCUCCCGGAAGAAUGGCCCCUGCGUUGCCUCCCAGGCCUUCUUCAAACUCGAAUCCUGGAUAUUACGGGUCCUAUAAUUCAUAUUUGCCUUACUCAAGUCUAAGUAGUAUGAGCAGCUAUGGUUCACCAUACCAAAGCCCGAUGUACAAUAGCUAUGGCUCGUCUUACGCCGGCUACAAUAUGUAUGGGUACCCGGGUUUGUCCCGUGACGAUUCCGAACGUCGUUUUGUUCAAUAUGUAGAGGAAAAUUCACGCCAUACUUUCGCGAAUGUUGAAAGUCUGGUGCGCGCGUUCAAUAGUUUCGCAAUGAUGCUCGACAACACAUUCUUCGCAAUGACUAGCUCUUUCCGUGCUAUUUUGAGCGUUGCUGAAAAUUUCGGCAAGCUGAGAACCACCUUCGGCCAGAUUUGGUACUCGGUGAAUAUAUUUCGAUUCUUCAGUUGGGCGUACCGAAAAAUACGGAGACUUCUGGGACUACCUGUACCCCACAGCAGUACGUCGCUCGCAUGGAACGAAGCCGUGCGGGAGGGCGGGUUACCGAGAAGCUCACCUGCUUCCAGCUGGCCAACUCUGGCAUUCCUGGGGGUAAUUGUGUCCGCACCCUAUAUCAUCAGUAGAUUUUUGCCAAAAUAUGAGGAUAAAAGUGAUCCGGGCAAAUGGAAAGCACCCGGAAUCAGGGCCAAGGCUUGUUUCGAUUUCGUAGCGACGUCCGCCAACGAACUGCCGAUUCAGACGAACGAUAGGAUCCUUCUAGCUCCAACUUACAUCCAGGAAGAAAUGAAUUUGAAAAAUACAGGAUGGGCUUUCGCGGUCAAGGACGGCAAAUCCGGCGUGGUACCGUUGAACUACAUACUAAUCGACAAGAAUAAUAACUCGACAUUGAGUGACAAGAUACCGGUACCGAGGACGUCGAACGUUAAACCAGAAACUGCUACCAAAAAUCACACAAAACGAGUCAGUUUUGGGGAUAUUCAAUUUUUUGAAGACGAUAGUGGUGAGCCCGUUGUUAAGAAACUCGGUAAUGAUGAUACUGAUAAAGAUAGUGCCGGUAGUUCAAAUGCAUCGAAUGGAACUUAGUUCUCAUCAAUUGUGUCUGGUGGAAGUUUCGAAUUGCUGGUUAAUGGGUCAGUAUAAUUAGUCCGUCUUUCUCUUUCGCUCUUUCGCGUUUUUUGUAGAUUAAGUGGUAAAUAGAAACAUGAAUCGGGAAAAUUGAGACCUUUGCGCAUAUCUAUAUAUUGUGUCCCGUUUGUAUCAAGACCACUUCAAACCAGAUAACAAUAUUCCAUUUGCACCCUUCAUUAGUUUGAACAGGAAGGUCAUUGCGUAAGGCGAUGAUUCAGUUAUCAGAUAUAUUAUUUUGAGAACGCCAAUUAUACCAAGUGUCGCAGUAAGUUCAAUUGUACUAGCGAAACCCAUGGCCCUAGAAAUUUGAAAAAAAAAAAAAUUAAGUAAGUCGGCCAAGAGAAAAUGUUGGAAAUAGUUUUCGGGUUUCUAAAAUGGCCACCAGAGGGCAUAAUUGUUAUCUUGUAUUUUAAACCUCAGUUUCUACAAAAACUCCUACUAUGAACCAUGGUUAAUGUGAAGUUCUAUUUUAAAGCUGAGACAAACUCAAAUGAUUUUUCUUUAAUACCGUUUGCUCUAUCUCCGCAAUUAAAGUGGUGGGGGUAUUUGAAUACUUACUUAAAUGCCCAUAUUUCCAAAAAGGUUUAACGAAGUUUAAUAAACUUGGAGUAGUUACAAAGGGCUUUCCCUAGGCUAUCAAUCUUGCUGUGAGUGCCGCAAUUUGAUUACUUACCUUGCUACUAGGUUUCGUUUUCUGGCAUAAUCGCAAAAAUAAAUAAAAUAGAAUAAAUUCAAUGAUGGAAGUCAAAUAUGUGCCCAACAACCCAGUGAAAACCGCAUCUCAAUAUCUUUGUCUUAAACUAAAAUACGAGUAAAAGAAGUUAACGCAAAAAACAAAAAUUUGGGUACUAGGAAAAAAUGUUCAGCUUAGGGGUUGUUAUUAAUGCUUAAUUAUCUUGAAUUUACAAAAUAACAUAGCGAGAAUGAUAGCCCAGGAAAAGUUUUUUAUCAUAACUCCAAAUUUCGCAUUUUUAAGGUAAGGUUCAGAUAUAAGGCACAAGAUUGAAAAAAAAGUUAUGGCUAUUUUGAAAAAUUUUGCUGUGAAUUAAUUAUCAGUUUUUGCGCCGCAGAACUGCAUAUAUUCGCAAAUGAAACUUUAAUCCCUAUUUAGAAAGGAGCACAAUGUUCUUGACUGCAAUUUAUCCCAACAUUUCAAGAUUUAACAUUUAAAAACAAAAUGAGGUUUCCAGAAGAAUUAUUUUGUUAUUGUCAUAAUCUAAAUAUAUUAAUAAUAUAUAAUAUAAUAAAUUUUUAUGCCAAAAAGGAAACUUUAUCUAAGUGAAUUGGCAAUGUUAAAUAUCUUGAGCUCAGGAUUUCACAGAUAAAAUAUUUUUAGUUAAAAGUGAAUCAUAUUUGUGUUUCAUCAAUAUAUUCGUUGUCGCUUAUACUGAAGGUGUUGUUCGAGCUUUAUAUAUAGACUACAAAACCGGUGUAAGAAAAACCCAUUGGUAACUUGUGUUCAUUAAAUUUUAGAGUUUUUUCACUAACUGCGGGUGUUUCAAAAGUGAUAUGCUGGGUUGACAUCACCCAUAUACCAUCCAAUGAUCAAGCAAAUAUAUAGAAAUUAAUUUUGAUAGUCUUUUCUUCAUUAGCUUUUUGUCACUUAUUUUAAUUAAUGAGCAAAAAUUGGUGCAAGGAAAAUAAAAUUAUUUAUUUUUUUAAUGACUUUAAUGUAUAUUUAAAAACAGUGCAAACGGGCACACUCCAUUUUAUUAUUUUGUAUUUUGGUUAGUUGCAAGCAGGUGUGACUUUUUUAUUACGUUAGUUCUCUCCCUCGCUUAGAAAUUAUAAUAUACAUUAUUGUACAAUAUGAAAUCAAACAAAUUGAGCGGAUUUGAAGAAAAUCCAAUGCCGAGCGGGUAUUAUGAGGACAUUUUUUUGGUCUAUUGGGUUGACUGAUUCUAGACAUGUUUGUUUGGGACAAUUAAAAAUACACGCUUAUAAGAAGGCCAAAAAAUCAUUUAAAAUAGUGCCACGUGUGACUGAAUUUAUUAGUUUAACUCGUUAUGGAAUGUGUCUUUUAUAUUAUUUUUUAUCAAACUGCAUAUGUGAUUAUACUGUGUAGCUAAUUUUAAAUAAACGAUUUUACUGUU
This is a messenger RNA of Cylas formicarius (sweet potato weevil), 3653 nucleotides long. RefSeq names its product peroxisomal membrane protein PEX13. Gene Ontology annotation, biological process: protein import into peroxisome matrix, docking. Gene Ontology annotation, cellular component: peroxisome; peroxisomal membrane; peroxisomal importomer complex. The record is from RefSeq and is a predicted model, not a curated record. NCBI's taxonomy places the organism in Eukaryota, Metazoa, Arthropoda, Insecta, Coleoptera, Brentidae. The transcript is spliced from 3 exons. Gene Ontology annotation, molecular function: protein binding. Bases 340 to 1515 code for a protein of 391 amino acids.